Molecule: messenger RNA, 2176 nt
Organism: Peromyscus leucopus (white-footed mouse)
Lineage: Eukaryota; Metazoa; Chordata; Mammalia; Rodentia; Cricetidae
Gene: Rpl22
Product: ribosomal protein L22
Exons: 4
Coding region: 6-482 (158 amino acids)
Biological process (GO): cytoplasmic translation
Cellular component (GO): ribosome
Molecular function (GO): structural constituent of ribosome; RNA binding
Source: RefSeq, a predicted model, not a curated record
GAUUAAUGCUGCCUGGCUCCUUGCGUGCCCUGUGCGCAGCGGGCUCUUCGCGCCUGCGUAGUGCGCCCCCCUCCCUUUCUGCCUCCUCUGCCGCCAUGGCGCCCGUGAAAAAGCUUGUGGCGAAGGGGGGCAAAAAAAAGAAGCAGGUUCUGAAGUUCACCCUUGAUUGCACCCACCCUGUAGAAGAUGGAAUCAUGGAUGCUGCCAAUUUCGAGCAGUUCCUCCAGGAGAGAAUCAAGGUGAAUGGGAAAGCUGGGAAUCUUGGCGGAGGGGUUGUGACCAUCGAACGGAGCAAGAGCAAGAUCACUGUCACUUCCGAGGUGCCUUUCUCCAAAAGGUAUUUGAAAUAUCUCACCAAAAAAUAUUUGAAGAAGAACAAUCUCCGAGACUGGCUGCGUGUGGUCGCCAACAGCAAAGAGAGCUACGAGCUGCGUUACUUCCAGAUCAACCAGGACGAGGAGGAGGAGGAGGAUGAGGAUUAAGACACAUUGGUCUGGAAUGUUUUGUAUUAAUUCAUAAAUAAAAUUUAGGAACAAAACCUGUGGUUUAUCAUUGUAUCUCUACAGUGUGGGUUGGACAGGAAAUUGGUUGGACAGGGCCUAGCUUUAAGUGGUUGCGGCUCAUUUGUAUAUAGACACUUUUCUGCUUGAGAUUUUCAGCUCUCCAGUAGUGAUGCCCAAGCAGAGCUAGAGUUAGGGAACUGUGUCUGACCCUGGGUGGUAGAUGAGAGGGUGGGUUGCUCAUGGCAGCCAACCUGAGGCUUAAAAAGCCUGGUACCUCUCUCAGAGAAAGGUUUGAGAAUGCAGUGUGGUAUGCUUGCUCCCCAUUAAGAGCAAGCAGGCGAUGUCUUUAUGGGACUCUCCUGGGAAAAUGGCAGUCAGUACAGGUUUCAGGGACAUUUGUCUCUGGUUUGGAUGACAAGUUGCUCACAGUUGUGUGCAUUAACCUUUUUCCUUCCUGUAGAAAUAAGAGGUGAUAUUUAGUGUCACUGAUGCAUAUUCUGCUCUUUAUAAAAGGAUUUGUAAAUACGCUGGGCGUCCAUGCCUUUAGGUGGCUUUGCAUAGGAUAUCUGUGAGUCAGAGGUCAGCAAGGACUAGUAGCGAGACUCGGGAAAAAUAUGUAUGUAUGAAACCACGGCUUGUCCACCAAGUCUUUGUAACAAGCUGUUUCUUUAGCCUCCAGCAGAGGGUGCCGAAGGCAGCGUCCAGAUAUUCCCAGUAGGGGGAGCUCUUCCAUGCCCCGGCCUCAGGAGGCUUACAGGGAGGGGAACAUUAAGUGAUGGAGAUGAGUGAAUGAUGCAAGGGUGGAAGUUGCCCAGGAAAUUGCUGCUGAAGCUGUCACUUAAGACCACAGCUGGACUUAGUGAUAAAAGUCUUAGUCUGGGGCUACAGUCCAGUGGUAGAGCUCUUACUUAACAUGUUCAAAGCCUUAGGUUCAAUCUCCAUCACUGCAAAAUGUCCAAGCAGUGUGCACCUGCAGGGCACUGGGGCAGAGGAAGGCCUGGGGUGUGCCUGGAGAACUGACUGGUGGAAUACUUUGAAAGGCAGGAAGAUAUCUUUGUCAAGGGUUACUUUGAAAAAGUUCCUGACACCUUAGGACUCCUUUGAAGUCUGAUUCUGUAGGAGCAUCUCAUCUGCCACGCUUCCUAUUAACACAGUAUGAAAUGUUGAAGGGCUUGCUUACAGCUGCUGGCCACACCGGAGGCCUGUGCUGGAAAUCGAAUGUCUGAGCCCUGCCCGGGCUGCACCUCCAAGUAAACACAUGGUUCUUGGGUUGAGUUUAACAUGUUGAGGCUUUGCAAUUUCACUUGUAGCAAAGGUUCCAGCAUUUUCUAUUUCUAUGCAAAUUUCUUAAAGCAGAACUGUAUUGGUUUUCUCUGCCCUUGCAGGAGGCAGCAGUUCCUGUAGACCUAUAGGUGCCCCUCGUGAUUAGAAUUUCUCAAAUUUGUGACUUGGGUUUACAGAUCUUGUUUGUUGACUUGAUGUUCCCAUGUGGUAAUUUCUAGUUUGGCUGUUAAAAAAAAAAGUUAACCCUGGGUUGAUUAGCAUAUGCUUCUAAAAAAUGGUCCCAGGUUCUGGAACUGUAAUAAAAUGGAAACUCCCUGGGUUUUCUAUGCCUUUCUAAACUCCUGUAUUUGAAUGUUGAUCACAUUUUGUAUUAAAGUGGCUAACACGUG